AUGAGGAUGACAUUGCAACAGAAAUACAAGAUACUUGUAGUCGACGACGAACCGGAUCUCGAACCUCUGUUACUUCAGCGUAUGCGGCGUGCCAUCAGGGCGGGCCGCUACGAGUUUGUAUUCGCCGGCAACGGGCUGGAGGCGCUUCACAAGCUCGAUGAAGAUGAGACCAUUGACAUGGUCCUCUCAGACAUUAACAUGCCCCAGAUGGACGGUCUGACGCUUCUCGAUCAGAUCCCGGAGGUCAACCCCAACAUCCGGUCCGUCAUCAUAUCUGCCUAUGGGGACAUGAAGAACAUUCGGACCGCCAUGAACCGGGGCGCUUUCGACUUCGUCACAAAGCCGAUCGACUUCAAGGAUCUCCAGGUCACAAUCGAUCGCACGCUGAAUCACGUAGAAGAGUUGAAAGCAGCUUUGUCCGCGCGCGAUAAGCUGGUGUCGCUGCAGAACGAACUGGACGUCGCGAGCAAUAUCCAGCAGUCCAUACUUCCCACUGAACUUCCUCAAGAACAUGACUAUCAGAUGUUCGGGAGCAUGAAAAGCGCCCGUAAUGUUGGAGGAGAUUUCUACGACGUAGUCCGUCUUCCGGACAGGCGGGUCGGGCUCGCUAUCGCGGAUGUCUCCGACAAAGGUGUACCCGCUGCGUUGUUCAUGAUGUCGACACGCACCCUGUUGAAGGGGGCGGCUAUAGGAGCGAUAAAUCCGGGUGACGUGAUAGGGACCGUAAACCAGCUUCUUUGCGAGGACAACGAAGCAGCGAUGUUCGUCACCCUCAUCUACGGAGUUUACGAUCCCGAGACCGGACGCCUGACUUACGCUAACGGCGGACAUAACCCGCCACUCAUCGUACACAGCGACAACUCUUCGACACUACUUCCGCCAACGGACGGCCUGGCGCUUGGGCUGGUACCCGGCUAUGAAUAUCAGCAGAGAACUGUGACCGUGGCCCCGGGUGAGGCGCUCGUGCUCUACACCGACGGUGUGACGGAGGCCAUGAACGGAGACGAAGAGGAGUUCGGCGUAGAGCGCCUGCAGGAUAUCUUCAAAAAGUCUAACCCGCAUGAACCUUAUGCGAUUACUAGGUUGAUUUUCGACGCAGUUGACACGUUCGCCGGUGACACUCCCCAAUCCGACGACGUAACCUGCCUGACUCUCUGCCGAGGCUGA
Geodia barretti is the source of this 1167-nucleotide messenger RNA. Lineage: Eukaryota; Metazoa; Porifera; Demospongiae; Tetractinellida; Geodiidae. The record is from the annotation of a GenBank genome assembly.